Molecule: messenger RNA, 849 nt
Organism: Capsicum annuum
Lineage: Eukaryota; Viridiplantae; Streptophyta; Magnoliopsida; Solanales; Solanaceae
Exons: 2
Coding region: 232-741 (169 amino acids)
Molecular function (GO): protein binding
Source: RefSeq, a predicted model, not a curated record
AAGUAGACUCACCAUCUUGCAUGACCCUCUCUGCCAACAAAAAUUAUAUUUCAACUAUAACUAAAACAAUUUAUGUUCCUCAUCAUAUAUGUGCUUUUAAUAUUCCUUGUCCUUUCUUUUUUCUAUUUCCUCCUAUAAGUAAAUUUGCCUUCAUAACAACACUAACACAACAACAACAACAAGUCUACUUGUGAUCACAAGUUGAUGAAACAUUUGUGAUUAUUCAAUAUAAUGGAAUUCCCUGAACUUUCUUUAGCUCCUUCACAUCUUUCCAAUUAUGAAUCUCAUCAUGAAAUCAACCUUCCAAUGAAGAGAAAACAAGAAAUGAUUCAACCAAGUGUUGAUCUUCAACUUAAAGAUCCUCUUCCUCUGGAUUGGGAACAAUGUCUUGAUCUUGAAUCAGGGAGAAUGUAUUACCUAAAUAGGAAAACACAAAGGAAGACAUGGGAUUGGCCAAAGGACCAAAAGCUAGACCUUGAACUAAAUAUGUCAUCAAGUUUCAAUCAACAUCAAGAAACAAUGGAUGGUCAUGCUCAAUACUACUCAAAGAAAGUGAACAAAAGCAACAAUAGCAGCAGCAGCAGCAGUAUGAUAGCAUUGCCAUGUUCAAAUUGUCAUCUAUUAGUGAUAGUGUCACAGUCAUCACCUUGUUGUCCUAAUUGCAAGUAUGUCCACUCACUAAAAGAUAAUGCCACCACCUCCACAUCAAAGUGUUAUGACACUUUGAGCCUCUUGAACUAGCUAAACUUGUACUACUACUUCUACUACUACUACUUGUUUGUUGGUAGGAGAUAAAUGUUAUUAAUGUGGUGGUUACAAAGCUAAUCCUCCAAGUAGUACCAUAUGUCA